Colletotrichum truncatum is the source of this 171-nucleotide messenger RNA. RefSeq lists its product as uncharacterized. NCBI's taxonomy places the organism in Eukaryota, Fungi, Ascomycota, Sordariomycetes, Glomerellales, Glomerellaceae. The record is from RefSeq and is a predicted model, not a curated record.
AUGGCCCGAUUGUCUCUAUUCCCUAUCACAUCGGUCUUCAAGGCCUUCUUACUCGCUUGCAUCAUUCUCAAACACGUUGCCCUCGGCGUUGCAAGAUCUUCACUUCGACAUGCGUACAUAGCUGUGCUUUUCCCAUUGGUUCUCUUACAAAUUAUUAUCCUUGAGGGUUGA